AUGGAGGAGUGCAAAGCGGUUAGCACACCAAUGAACCAAAAGGAGAAGCUGAGCACGGAAGAUGGUGUUGACAAAGUUGAUGAAGGCUAUUACAGGAGCUUGAUUGGAUGUUUAAUGUAUCUCACUGCAACAAGGUUGGACAUUCUGUUUGUUGUAUGUCUUCUCUCUCGAUUUAUGCAUUGUGCUAGUGAAAUGCAUUUAAAGGUAGCAAGAAGGGUAUUGAGAUAUAUUAAAGGUACUGCUGAUUAUGGUGUCAAGUUUGAGAGCUGUCAAAAUUUCAAGUUAUGUGGAUUCUCUGAUAGUGACUGGGUUGGAUCCAUUGAUGACAUGAAGAGCACUUCAGGAUAUUGUUUCAGUCUAGGCUCAGGAGUUUUUUCAUGGUGCACAAAGAAGCAGGAGACAAUAGCACAAUCCACUGCAUAA
Messenger RNA from Lathyrus oleraceus (garden pea), 423 nucleotides. Its product is annotated as secreted RxLR effector protein 161-like. NCBI's taxonomy places the organism in Eukaryota, Viridiplantae, Streptophyta, Magnoliopsida, Fabales, Fabaceae. The transcript has a single exon. The record is from RefSeq and is a predicted model, not a curated record. The coding region runs from base 1 to 423 and encodes 140 amino acids.